AUGGUCAACCUCGGGCCCAUAACCAAGGCAUGGGACACGUUCACCCCGGGUGAACGGAGGAACAUUGCCUUCUAUAUUCUGGGUAUAAUGUGUUACAAGUUUGGUCUCGAAGCAUUCAACGGCUCCAUCUCCGCCCUCAUGACCAACAAGUACGACUAUGAUGCCUGGAGCACAGGCACCGCAAAGCAGACGUUCACCAAACAGCAGUUGGCCGUCGGCCUCAACUACGCCUUCCAAUGCGUUGGUUCCAUUCUUAUCGCACCGCUGAUUCAGCGCUACGCAACCAAGAAUGUACUAUCGGUUGCCAUUCUUGUCUUUGGUAUCUUCACAGCCAUCUUGCUGAUCGUGGAUGCUGCGACUGGCGGCUCCUUUCCGCCCGAGGAAUACCAGCCACCAAACACCCACCCGUCCGACGACGAAGCAUUCUGGUACUACGGCCGAUACAACAGCGAUGGAAUCAUUCCCGUUUAUUGUGUGACUGGUGUCGCCUACGGCAUGGUUGAGUUGAUCCGCCGCGUCAUCCCGCGGGACAUCGUCGGCGGCAACGUGCAAAAGCUGCGGAGGAUGGACUCGAUAGUCCACGUCUUCUACGAGAUUGCAGGAACGGCUGGUUCCUUCUGCACAGCUCUUGCCCUGAUCCCCAACUUCGGAGCCAACCGAGCUUUCCUCAUCACCCCGGUCUGCUUCUCCCUCGCAGCGGGCUUCUGGUUCCUGGUCAGCAAGCUCGGGUUCAAAGCCAAGCAUGGUGACAAGCUGGCAAAGCAGCCGUCUUACAUCAAGCUUCUGAUCAGCGGAUUCUACUACUUUGGUCAAUCUGUCUGCACCGGUGGCAAAAUCAUCUUUACGUCCCGCAAAUUUGUGUGGUUGAUGCCUGGCUAUGCCAUUGCGCUCUAUGGCCACAGGUACCUGGAGAAUGGACUCGCUCCCGUGAUUGCCCGGCGUUAUAUGGGACAGUCGUCGUACCAACAGAUCAUGGUGGGCGGCUCAAACUUUGGCGAGCUUCUCGGCGCCUUAUUCGUCUUCCUUUUCACGAACCUCAUCCACACACCAAUUCCAUGGCUGAGACUCGACGGUCUCUUGCUACUAAUCGUCUGGUAUCUGCCGUUCUUUUAUCCUGCCCGUAACCAGAUCUCUGAAGCUUGGAAGGUUGCAGCCACCUUCAUCCCGAUCUCAUUUGGUUGGGCUGCUGGCGACGUGUCGCUCGCUGCGUAUAUUCAGGCUUCAUUGGCUCGUCUUGAGAGCACCAGCUCCGAGGUCUCGCCUUUGGGUGCUGUCAUGGCAUUCCUCUACGUCACAUACGUGGUAAUUUAUGCUGUGGUCUCGCCACUUGUGGGAUCAUAUAUCGACAGCUACCAGGGCGACAUUCAUGAAGUGGUUCUGAACAUUGGUGGUGUUCAUUUCACCAUUAUCAUGGCCAUCGUUCUUGCGGCGACCUUCAUUCCCAAGGGCUCUCUCGCCAUCAACCCCGAGAUGCUCUUUAACGAAAAACUCGACGUGGAUCUGACAGACGACGAGAAAGCUAUGACCGCACCGCAUCAGGAAUUUGCAGCCGAAGCCGAGAAGGUUGAGGAUACCAACAGGAAAGGGUCGGAAAAAUCAUCGUUGUGA
This is a messenger RNA of Neoarthrinium moseri, 1608 nucleotides long. RefSeq lists its product as uncharacterized. The record is from RefSeq and is a predicted model, not a curated record. Bases 1 to 1608 code for a protein of 535 amino acids. Lineage: Eukaryota; Fungi; Ascomycota; Sordariomycetes; Amphisphaeriales; Apiosporaceae. The transcript has a single exon.